AUGAGAGUUAUGCGCUUUUGCCGAUGGUUUCUUUCAAAAAUGUUGCGAAACGCAUCGCGUGUAAAUGUUUUUCUAGCAAUAAUAUGCACAGCUGCCGUUGUUUUUAUGUGGAAUAAAUGCAAUGUGGAAAAAAUACAGAAAGUUGAUGCACAUACUGAGCUGAACUCACGCGACAUUUUGCCAUUUAAAAAUACCAUCAACAAUGAACGAUAUGAUACAGAAGAUGAAGGUACUACUUUUCACGAAACCAAUGAAAACUCGGUCGUUUUGUUUAAUGAAGGCGAGAAUAACGAUGAUCAGAACGACGCAAAGUCAAAUCGUCAUAAUGAGCAAACGCCAAAACAUAUCGAAGUACUAGUUAAUGGUGAAACAAAGAUUGAAGGUCGCCUUGAAGACGAGGAAGUUUAUAUUCCGUUUUCAUUUGUGCGAGACUAUUUUGAACUCGAGGGCAAAAUUGUCAGCGAUUAUUUUGAAAAGUUUCACAUUCGACAUACCAAUUAUGAAUAUUUUAAACCCACAAACAACAAGUAUAAUCCUGAGGGUGCUUUUCUCUGGUUUGUGAAUUACAAUGUCGAAGGUCGGGCCAGAGUGAAAUGCAUAACUGGUACGGAUGAAGUUCCUAUAUCUACCCAAUGGGGUGAACAAGGUUAUAAAUAUCCCAUUCAAAUAGCACAAUAUGGACUAAGCCAUUAUAGUAUGUGGAAAGAAAAGCCCCCUGGAAAGGUCAAGAUUGUGGAUGACUGCGAGAGGACAGACAACCAAGAAUGGUCAGUCAAGGGUAAAGGGGCAUAUGUUCGGAAUGUAUAUGAUGCCAAGAAACAAUCAAAUGUUAUAGAGUUUGCAACUGGUGAAACACAGGAGGGCUUAGUUAUUCUGGAGCUUGGCAGCUCUAGCAGAACAUAUGUUCUAUCUCUUGAUGUUCUCUUCAAAUCCACUGGACAAAUUUCUAUCACAGUUGAAGUGGACGACACAAGAACCAUUGCCCUUGUCUACGAUACCAGUGAGAAGCUGCUGAAAACACAAAAAUCUCGUGUAACGUACGGAAUUGGUCAGACGCGCGAAUGGCGCAAAAUAUCACGAAACCUAAUGAUUGAUUUAAACAAGGCGCUUGGCGUAAGAGGUCGGAAGAAAAAAAGAGGCACAGGAAGUAAGCUGCGUAUCACAGAAAUACGAAGUCUUGCUUUACAAGGCGAGGGUUUUAUAGACAAUGUCACACUUAUGCAAAACAACCACGAAGCUGCUUUUCUUGCCUCAGCUCGCUGGAUGUUGAAGAACCAAGACAAGAAAGGUGGCUGGCCUAUUCCCGUUCAACGCAAGAUUAAGACAGGUGUUCAGCUGAAACCAGGUUGGUAUUCAGCUAUGGCACAAGGUCACGCAAUAUCGCUUCUCGUCAGGGCACACCACUUCACCAAAGACAAAAAGUACUUAAAUGCGGCCAAAGAAGCCACCAAACUAUUUCACGUUCUGUCUAAAGACAAUGGUAUAUUAGCAGUGUUUAUGAAUAAAUAUAAGUGGUAUGAGGAGUAUCCGAUGACACCAUCACUCUUUGUACUGAACGGGUUUCUAUAUUCCCUAAUGGGUUUGUAUGAUUUGAAAGAGACACUUCCACAAGAUGAAAGAAGCGAAGUUAAAAAAUUAUUCCAGGAUGGUAUGACUUCUCUUCGAGCUAUGAUUCUUAUGUAUGAUAGCGGUUCUGGUACCAUUUAUGAUCUACGGCAUUUAACGAUGGGUGUGGAACCGAACUUGGCCCGAUGGGAUUACCACGCUACGCACGUGAACCAGUUGACCUGGGUGACAAUGAUCAACGACGACCCUUUGUACAAAAACGUUCUUAAACGAUGGCAGGGUUAUUUCAAAGGAAUACGAGCGAAACACAACUGAUAAAACGAGAUCUUCUCUUUGCCAGCUGUAGUGUCAACGCACAGGGGUGAAAUAGUGUAAUGACAUGCCAUCUUAUGCACGAAAUUUGGUUGAAGUUUUACUGAGACAUUGAGACAAGUCUUGCGGAUUAAACUAUCUUAUAUUUUACGAGAUAAAUAUCUACCUUGUGUUAAGUGUACAAUAAUUAUUGUCAUAACACACAACCAAACGCAAAUAAUCGUGAAAAGUAAUUUCAUUUGAAUUCAAAUAUAAGAUAAACCUAA
Molecule: messenger RNA, 2144 nt
Organism: Xenia sp. Carnegie-2017
Lineage: Eukaryota; Metazoa; Cnidaria; Anthozoa; Malacalcyonacea; Xeniidae
Product: D-glucuronyl C5-epimerase-like
Biological process (GO): heparan sulfate proteoglycan biosynthetic process
Cellular component (GO): Golgi apparatus
Molecular function (GO): heparosan-N-sulfate-glucuronate 5-epimerase activity
Source: RefSeq, a predicted model, not a curated record